This is a messenger RNA of Aspergillus ochraceoroseus IBT 24754, 555 nucleotides long. RefSeq names its product carbohydrate esterase family 5 protein. Gene Ontology annotation, molecular function: cutinase activity. Gene Ontology annotation, cellular component: extracellular region. NCBI's taxonomy places the organism in Eukaryota, Fungi, Ascomycota, Eurotiomycetes, Eurotiales, Aspergillaceae. The record is from RefSeq and is a predicted model, not a curated record. The transcript is spliced from 2 exons. Bases 7 to 555 code for a protein of 182 amino acids. Gene Ontology annotation, biological process: carbohydrate catabolic process.
GGAUCUAUGAAUGCAAAUGAUGUCAAGGACAACACUGGCUGCAAGGAGUACACCUUUAUCUUUGCUCGUGGUACAACUGAAUUUGGUAACAUGGGAGCAGUUGUCGGACCCCCAGUGGCUUCUAAGCUUAGUGAUUUAACUGGCGGAAAAGUUGCUGUCCAGGGAGUCGACUAUCCUGCUUCAAUUGAGGGUAAUAUUGCAAUGGGCGCUGCUGGUGGUCCUGACAUGGUGUCCCUCGUUGAGAAGGCUAUUAGCCAGUGCCCAGACACCAAGAUACUUCUUGGUGGAUACUCUCAGGGUGCAAUGGUUGUUCACAAUGCAGCUUCCAAGCUUCCCGCUGGUAAGGUCGUUGGGGCAGUCACUUUUGGUGAUCCAUUCAAGAUCCAGGACCCACCCAAUGUCGGAAAAUUCAAGACAUGGUGCGCCAUGGGUGACCCGGUUUGCUUGAACGGUUUCAAUGUCAUGGCCCAUCUGAGCUAUGGUGGCGAUGCCGCCGAGGCUGCUCAGUUUUUACUCGGCUCUGCCGGUGCUGCUGGUGCUGCUGGUGCGGCUUGA